AUUUUAGCUAUUUUUUUCAUUUUGCUGCUGUUUAUGUUGUUGUUGUCACAUGCCCUUAAAGGGUGUUGACUUUUUAUCUUGAAGCUUAUAAAUGUAAAUAUCAGAGCUUAUGUCUAUUUAUCUGUUAGCUAUGUAUGUUAAAAGUGUUGAUGCAUAUUUGAAAAUUACGCCGUGGUGAUAUCACGUGCUAGCAUUUCUACUAAUUUCCUAACAUCCGCUACUUGUUUAAUUACUUUCUGCUAUUUUAUACUUUUGUAAGGUAAAUGCUGUUUGUAUGCUAUCUGAAUAAAGUUUAAAGGUACAUUAGAUCAACAUUUUAUAUUUAAAAACAAUUACUUCAUUUAGUAUAUAAUAAACAUAAAAUUAACAAAUUUAUGAGUAUUUAACAGUACUAUGCAUUACGUUUGGAGGGGCCUGGGGUCUUCGCCAUAUGACCUAUAUAAUUUCGUCGUUGCGACGUUACACCCAACAAAAAGAAAAAGGAUCUAUACAAGUGUAAAUUAUGCAUAGGUAAUAUUUUUACACAAUGAAAGCUUGAUUUAAUUUUUACCUUGAUCUUUUGCAGACUCUGAUUUUUCUAGGAAUAACAUUGAUUACCUCUUGCAAUUCUGUACCAGUUCCCUACAUGAAAUUGAAGCAUGGUGGCAGCAGCGGAGCUUAUAGCACUACAGUGCAUGGCAGAUUGAGACGAGUACCGUGCGAAGUGUGACUGUUUUACGAUGUAGCCUGUCAUGGUCUUUGUCCUCCGUACCCAGAAGAUUGGGAAAAGAACAGGUUAUAUAUGAACUGCACAGAUGGGCUGUCCUAUCAUUGUGCUAAGGAUAACACCACAAGAGAAUAUGUUGAAGCAUGUGCCGAGCCAGUGCGUUGCGAACGUGGUAAUUGUCUUUACCAUAGAUGUCUUCAAAUCAAACAGUAAAGAGCCAAGAAUAGUUUUUCCAGCAGGGCACGAAAAGACAGCAAUUGUAGUUUGUCGAUACUGUGAUAAUGAAAAUUUUUACAAUCCUUAUGAAUUGAAAUUGUCUAGUACAUACUAUAGAUGUCCAAAAUGGAAAAGUCAGUGUGACAGUAAUGUUGGGCAGAUUAAGUGCGACUAUGAAAGGGGAGUUGAGAGGUACUAUACGAAUUAUAGAUGCAGGUGUGAUGUAAGAAAAGGUUACAUCCAAGAGCUGGCAGUUUGUCCAACAGAAUCACCUUGCCAGGAAGCGUCAGACUUGAAAUGCGUUCCACACCAGUGUGGCUCUACCUCGGAUGACAUUUCACAAGAGUUAUUGAAGGAUUAUUGUUGUGCACCAGUGUGUGAUGAAGGUUAUCAAAGAAAUGAAACGUCUGACGUAUGUGAUCCGAUUUCAAGUGCUUUAGGCACCGCAACCACACGAUCGUAUAAUCGAACGACUGCUACAAAACUAGAAACAGAAACAAACGCCAUCCUAACACACAUCGAAACUACAGUUACUGUAACGACAGAAGCGCCAUCUGUUUUCAAAGAAAAUACAUCAACAACAGCAACACCAAAUACAGAUAUAAAUGGUUCACUACUUCUGCUAGUUAUAAUAUUAAGUGUUGUUCUUGGAGCGGUGAUAACUGGAGUUUUAGUCUAUGGUAUCUACCGUACUAGACAUCACAAUAAAAGGAAAUCCAACAAAACACAAGCUAGAAAACCCGGAGAUGAUAAUGGUUAUAAUGCGAAUCACCAUGUUCACGUUUUGCGACGAGGAGCUCCAAUCAACGAUGGGGAGACUAAACCGUUUAUAGAUAAUGACAUAUAUCAGCAUGCUGAAGCUGUGGCACAAGUACGUGUCAGUCCUUCUCAAAAACGGGAAAAAAUCAAAAAAAUCCACGAGACUAGCGAUGAAAAUGAUGCACAAGGUGAAGAUAAUCAUGGACAUUUUUCUCAAGCUGCUCAAGGAAAUGAUCAAAAUGGAGACAACCCUAUGAAGAAAAAAUAUAAUGUGAACUGUCCUGCUAAAGCCACCGCAAGUCAGAAUGUGGGGAUUCACGAACAGGAUGAGGAUCACAAUAGUGAAAGUGUAGCAGAAAAUAGUAGAACCAUACCUGCAAAUCAUAAUGGUCAUCAUCACAAUCCGACAUCAAACGGCCAUCUGUCGCUUAGUGAUGAUACUUGUCUGACGGAGGUUGAAAUUAAUAGACAUGACGCUACACAAAAACUACCUGUUGUUAAUGAUGGCGGCGGUUUGUCAAGUAAUAAACAAGGUCUUGAUCAUUCUAAUAAUCAGGAGAACGGUAUUGAUGGAUACGGAUGUCAUAUAUGUGGUAUACAAAGCGCAGAUAUCAUAUGUAUAGAUUGUGAUAAGAAGCUAUGCCGAAAUUGUGAUAUUACAUGGCACAAACACCCAAGUCGUCAGAAAGUAUGUAGGCGAUUUGAUGAAACCAAAACACAGGAUUCCAGACCAUUAGCAAGCAACCAAAAUCAAGAAAAUAAAAAUCAUAAUUCUGGAGAAGUUUUCGAAAAUCCUGAACAGGAUCAAGAUCAUCGCAGUCAAAAUCUGGAAACAAAUAGUCCAGCCCAGCGAGUCAAUGCUCACACCAAAGGUGAGGAAUCUGUUCAGAAUAGAUAUCAGCCGGGCAAGACUGUCUCUCUACUUCAUAAGGAUAAAUUCUUACAACCGCGUACACAUACUCAAGAACGAAAGACAGGAAAUAGACAUUAUCCUCGUGAGCCAGAAAUUAAGAUUAUUCUUCCUGAAAAGGAUCAGCAUAAUAUUGAUGAAAUGAAUGUCCAUUUUAAAUUUAAAACAGGCGAUCAUCCUACACAGACAUCGACUGGGAAUACAGCACUCGAGAUAGUUGACGAUUGGUCAGAAGGAAACAUACCAAAGAUAGUUCCUAAUGACGUAGAACAAAUUGAUAUAGAAGCUGAGCAUGAUGAGGAGAAAGGUGCCCGUCUCGAAGAAUCUGUUCAGUUUGACAAAUCGUUUCAUGACGUGUCUUCGUCUGUCUAAGCAUUAAUUCUUUGAAACCAAUUAUUUAUUAUUACGAGGAAUAAUCUUAUGAGAUUGAUACUUGGAAGGUUGUCAGCCUCGUUAUCAUAUCGACUCCCGAUAUAUUUAGUUUGCGUUGUCUGAUUAUUUUUAUUAUGUUAUGUAACAUUACAUGUAUGUCAACAGAAAGUGUUUGCAUUACGUUUUUAAUCCCCCGCCACAAGUGGUGGGGGUUUAUAGGAAUGGCCUCCGUCCGUCCUUCCGUCCUUCUGUCCUUCCGUAACAUUUUGUGCCCGCUCUGUAUCUCCUAAACCCCUUGAAGGAUUUUCAUGAAAGUUGAGUCAAAUGAUCACCUCAUCAAGACGAUGUGCAGAACCCAUGAGUCAGCCAUGUCGGUUCAAGGUCAAGGUCACAACUCAAGGUCAAAGGUUUGAGCCUACCAUUUCGUGUCCGCUCUGUAUCUCUUAAGCCCCUUGAAGGAUAAUCAUGAAAUUUUAAUUAAAUGAUCACUUCACCAAGACGAUGUACAGAACCCAUAAGUCAGCCAUGUCGGUUCAAGGUCAAGGUCAUAACUCAAGGUCAAAGGUUUGAGCCUAUCAUUUUGUGUCCGCUCUGUAUCUCUUAAACCUCUUGAAGGAUAAUUAUGAAACUUCGACUAAAUGAUCACCUCAUCAAGACGAUGUGCAGAACUCAUGAGUCAACCAUGUCGGCUUAAAGUCAAUGUCACAACUCAAGGUCAAAGGUUUGAGCCUUCCAUUUUGUGUCCGCUCUGUAUCUCCUAAACCCCUUGAAGGAUUUUCAUCAAACUUGGAUCAAAUUAUCACCUCAUCAAAGUGAUGUGCAUAAUUGAUGAGUCAGCCAUGCCGGCUCAAUGUCAAGGACACAACUUAGAGUCAAAGGUUUGAGCCUUCCAUUUUGUGUCCGCUCUGUAUCUCCUAAACUCCUUGAAGGAUUUACAUUAAACUUGGGUCAAAUGAUCACCUCAUCAAGAACUCAUGAGUCAGCCAUGUCGGUUCAAGGUCAAGGUCACAACUCAAUAUCAAAGGUUUGAGCUCUGUAUCUCCUAAACCCCUUUAAGGAUUUUCAUGAAACUUGGGUCAAAUGAUCACCUCAUCUAGACGAUGUGCAGAAGCCAUGUCAGUUUAAGGUCAAGUAACAUCUGAAGGUCAAAAGUUUACCCUUUCACUAUCCAUACCAGUGGCGGGGGAUUUAGCUGUCUUUCAGACUGCCUUGUAAUUAAUAAAAAUAUAUUGACAGUUAGAUAAAUAUUGGACCAAAGAGUGAAACCGUUGAAAUCUUGUUAUUGGUUGUUGUAGUACAAAAUUGUAAAAAGACAAAAUAAGAUAUAUGCAUAUGCUUGUUUUUAGCUGAAUACUAGUAUAUUGUACCUGUUCUCUGGAGGUUCUCGCAUUACCAUCUGUCAUAUCAGAUAAUUGUUUAAGCAUCGGGUCGAGAUUGUACAGUAAAUGAUUUUUAAACACACAACUCGCUGUAAACAACUCGAAUAAAGAAUGGUAAGAUGCAUUUCUUCAAAGACAUCACUUGUCAGUGCACUAUAUAAAAUCUGACCACUGUC
Mercenaria mercenaria is the source of this 4518-nucleotide messenger RNA. RefSeq lists its product as uncharacterized. The transcript has 12 exons. Bases 795 to 2963 code for a protein of 722 amino acids. The record is from RefSeq and is a predicted model, not a curated record. Lineage: Eukaryota; Metazoa; Mollusca; Bivalvia; Venerida; Veneridae. Gene Ontology annotation, molecular function: zinc ion binding.